Penicillium manginii is the source of this 219-nucleotide messenger RNA. RefSeq names its product ATP synthase subunit epsilon family protein. Gene Ontology annotation, biological process: proton motive force-driven mitochondrial ATP synthesis. The record is from RefSeq and is a predicted model, not a curated record. The coding region runs from base 1 to 219 and encodes 72 amino acids. Lineage: Eukaryota; Fungi; Ascomycota; Eurotiomycetes; Eurotiales; Aspergillaceae. Gene Ontology annotation, cellular component: mitochondrial inner membrane. The transcript has 3 exons. Gene Ontology annotation, molecular function: proton-transporting ATP synthase activity, rotational mechanism.
AUGACUGCCGCCUGGAAGGCCGCUGGCCUCACUUACAACCGCUACCUGGCCAUUGCCGCCCGCACCGUGCGCCGCUCUCUGAAGGAGACUCCCCGCCUGGCCUCCGAGCGCCGCGGCCAGAUGGACCUCCGUUUUGCCAAGUGGGAGAACGGCAAGCAGGGUGAGGGCAAGUCGCUUGCCCAGGCCAACAACGAGGCUCUUGCCCAGGCUGAGAAAUAA